UAAUGAUAACGCUAGUAAAACUUAACCUAAAUCGCAUCAAUCAGCUGCAAAACGUGUCUCGUGUCCAGAGGUAGACAGUAUUACAAUUCAUUUCUUUGCCGAUUUGUCGAUUGGCAACCAAUUCCUGUAGUGACAUAUAUUUAUUCCCUUAAAGUGACGUUAAUCGCAAUUAGAGGUUUGUGUAGAAAGAGAUAAAUUGUCAUCCACAAAGCUCUCGGAACGCAAGUUUCCUCUGUCAGACUCCGGACAAUGGACAUCGGACAUCAGACACGCGAUUCGAAUCUAUUCAUAAUUGAACUGCGAACGUUAACGCUAACACGUGCGAGACUAAAGCGCCGAGGCAUAAUCAAGCGUAAUGAUCUCUUUAGCUCAAUAGAAUGGGUAUAGUUUCCAGUACAAAAAGGACCAUCAUGCCGUCGACGCGAGACUUCGUCAAAGAAUUGAUCGCCAAGGACUCGAUCGUCAUAUUCUCCAAGACGUACUGUCCGUACUGUAAAAUGGCCAAGGAGGUGUUUGACUCGUUACAGAAGUCGUACACAGCGAUAGAGUUAGACGAUAGAGAGGAUGCGCAGGAAAUACAAGAUGUGCUGGGUGAAAUAACUGGUGCCAGGACAGUGCCCAGAGUAUUCCUCAACGGAGAGUGUUUAGGAGGCGGUACCGACGUAAAGAAAUUGUUACAAAGUGGCGAACUUGUAAAAAAAUUUUAAAUUUCCAUUGUCGAUGUGUCUUGUGAUAAAUUUUAAAAAUAAUUUGUUCGUAUAACAAGGAACAAAUUAUUCUAACAAUAAAUCAUAUAUACAUAUCUAUAUCUAUGCUGACUUAAAAUAGAAAAGCAGAUACCUUUU
Molecule: messenger RNA, 845 nt
Organism: Cyphomyrmex costatus
Lineage: Eukaryota; Metazoa; Arthropoda; Insecta; Hymenoptera; Formicidae
Product: glutaredoxin-C4
Exons: 3
Coding region: 378-707 (109 amino acids)
Biological process (GO): cellular response to oxidative stress
Cellular component (GO): cytoplasm
Molecular function (GO): glutathione disulfide oxidoreductase activity
Source: RefSeq, a predicted model, not a curated record